Messenger RNA from Nakaseomyces glabratus, 471 nucleotides. RefSeq lists its product as uncharacterized. Gene Ontology annotation, biological process: carbohydrate metabolic process; ascospore wall assembly. Gene Ontology annotation, cellular component: prospore membrane. Gene Ontology annotation, molecular function: chitin deacetylase activity. Lineage: Eukaryota; Fungi; Ascomycota; Saccharomycetes; Saccharomycetales; Saccharomycetaceae. The record is from RefSeq and is a predicted model, not a curated record.
AUGGUUAAUGAGGGCCAUUUUAUUGGAACUCAUACUUGGUCGCACAAGCAUCUACCAUCAUUAUCGAAUAGACAAAUAGCCGCACAGUUACAAUGGUCAAUUUGGAUAAUGAACGCAACAGCCGGUGUAAUACCAAAGUACUUUCGGCCUCCAUAUGGUGGUCUUGAUAAUAGAGUCAGAGCUGUUGCAGCACGUUUAAAUCUGACACCUAUUGUAUGGAACUUCGACACAUUUGAUUGGAAAUUAAGUAAAAAUCAAAUCACAGAAGAAGACAUUCUUAAAAACGUGCGUGAAUGGAAAAAGAAGUAUACUGAAGGGAUAAUUCUAGAACAUGAUACAGCUGAGAAGAACGUUAAGGUGGCACUGCAAAUAAAUGACAUAAUUGGAAGCAACCAAAUGAAAGUAGAUACUUGUUUACCCGCACAUUCCCAACUGUCAACUAUCAAGUUACCAUUAGAUAAGCAAUAUUGA